Molecule: messenger RNA, 3138 nt
Organism: Sebastes umbrosus (honeycomb rockfish)
Lineage: Eukaryota; Metazoa; Chordata; Actinopteri; Perciformes; Sebastidae
Gene: larp6a
Product: La ribonucleoprotein 6, translational regulator a
Exons: 3
Coding region: 193-2295 (700 amino acids)
Biological process (GO): RNA processing
Cellular component (GO): nucleus
Molecular function (GO): mRNA binding
Source: RefSeq, a predicted model, not a curated record
GUUAGUGAAGGGGUCGUCCUUGACACGCGCAAUUCUCCAAUUAGAGGAGAGAGGAACACGUGAAUUGGCUUCCCUACUUAGAGCCACGCAACAACACGCUGUUCGUGUCUUCAUCGCAAAAAAAACAAAACAAAAAAAAAGACAACACUGUCUGUGUGUAAAACAAUCUGUGUAUGAAAAAAAAAAGAGAAUAUGCACGCGCUGGUGACCGCCUUCAUGCGCUGCCUCUCCUUCCUCUUGCCUCCCUCUUGGCUUUGUGUCAGCUCUUGCUUGUGCUUGUGGGCUGGUGGGAGUGAGCGCGCUGAGGAGACGCUGCUGCGGCCCAAUCCCAGAGCUCGUUUCAAAAGCAGAAAAAAGCCUCUUACAUAUGAGGAAGUAGCAGCAGCAGCAGCAGCACUAGCAGCAGCAGCAGCAGUAGAGGAAGAAGCAGUAGAAGAAGCCCAAGGAGGCUCCACCAGGUCGGUCACACCAGGCUGCGUCUCGCUGGCUGCUGCUACGAGCCCCGCUGGUCGGAUCUGGAUCGGGGGUUUCUGGCGAGCCGUGGAGCGCGUCUUCGGAGCCCCUUGGGUCCUUCUCAAACACCGCUGGUGCCCGGAUAAGAAGCAGCGUCGAGCAGCUUUACGCACCACCGAGAUUCGAGGCUGCAGCCGUGGAGGAGGCGCUGCUGCUGCUGCCGCUGCUGCUGCUACAACAACCGGUGGUGGUGGACUUGGAUGCACCUUGACUGGCUCCAGGAGGACCGACAUGAUGAUGAGCGGGUCCGUGUCCGCUGGGAGCCCCGAGCUGAACCCGGCGGAGUGCGUCUUCGAUGCGUCAGCGGAGGAGCAGCGCGGCGGCAUCGAUGAGGUAAUCACCGUGGAUCAGCACACGGUGACGAUCACAGUGGCCAUUCAAGCGGCAGAGGAGGACGAGGAGCCAGAGUUGCUGUCAUCCAAUCAUAUCGACUUCCUCGGAGGCAGCUGCAGCGAGGACGAACUGGGAAGACAUGACAAAUCAAGCGGUGCCGGGACCAGUGGAGGGGAGCUGGAGGAGGAGAGCUGGCAACCGCCAGAUUCCGAGCUCAUCCAGAAGUUGGUCGCUCAGAUCGAGUACUACCUGUCCGAUGAGAACCUGGAGCACGACGCCUUCCUGCUUAAACAUGUCAGACGCAACAAAAUGGGGUUCGUCAGCGUCAAGUUGCUCACUUCGUUCAAAAAGGUGAAACACUUGACUCGUGACUGGAGGACAACUGCUUAUGCUCUGAGACACUCAAAGAUCCUUGAGCUGAACGAUGAGGGGCGUAAGGUCCGGCGUAAAUCCGCAGUGCCGGUCUUUGCCAGCGAGUCGUUGCCCAGCCGCAUGCUGCUGCUAAGUGAUCUGCAGAGUUGGCCAGAGCUGGCAGCUCUCACUAAGGAUAAUGGAGGCAGCGAGGGAGGCGCCACCCAGCAGGAGCAGCUGAUGAAGCUGUUGCUGAAAGAGUUCGGAACGUACGGCGCCAUCGCCUCGGUCAGGGUCCUGAAGCCCGGGAAGGACCUGCCGGCCGACCUGAAGAGGCUGAGCGGCCGCUACACUCAGCUGGGCACCGAGGAGUGUGCCAUUGUGGAGUUCGAGGAGGUGGAGGCUGCCGUCAAAGCCAAUGAAGCCGUGGGGAGCGAGGACGGAGGGGCCGGUUCGCUGGGGUUGAAAGUGGUCCUGAUUGGCACCAAGCCGCCCAAGAAGAAGGUGCCCAAAGAAGGAAGGGGGAAGGAAGGAGGGAUGCGCAAAAGCCGCUCGCUCAACAGCAGAGUGCGAGAGCUCCAGUACCACGGGGACGACUCGGCCUGCAGCUCCUCGGAGACCGAGAGCAACCCCACGUCCCCGAGGCUUGCCAGAAAGUCCCAGUCCUGCAACAAGCUCAGCCCCACCACUGCGGGCAUCAACUUCCAGAACAAUCACCUUAGUCCUGGCAUCUCCCCGCGGAACAGUCCCUGGUCCAGCCCCCGCGCCAGCCCCUGUUCUCAGCGCAAAUCUCCUCAUUCCAACAAGUCUCCCUUAGCCAGCGAGGGCAGACUGAGCCCCGAGGCGGGGCGCCGCUGGGCAGACUACUCCUCGGACAGUAGCCUCACCCCUUCGGGGAGCCCGUGGGUCCAGCGGCGCAAGCAGGUUGCGUCUCAGGAGAGCAGCCCGGUGGGCAGCCCGAUGAUGGGAAGAAAGAUCCAGAACGCCGACGGCCUGCCGCCCGGCGUGAUGAGGCUGCCGAGGGGUCCCGACGGAACCCGCGGCUUUCACUGUGUCUCUGUCGCCGAGAGGGGAAAGACUGCUGCCACUCAGACUUGAUAUGUGGAGCAUCCUCAUGCAUCCCCCCCCAGAAAUGAAAUGGUAUAUUGGAGCUGUUCUUGGCCGCGUCGCUCAGUCCCCACCCCCCACAUUUGAGACUGUGUAGAUAUAUUUUUGUUGAGUGCAUCAGUUUUCAGUCUUUGUUAUAUUUUUAUACGACGUUUUGAGUUACCAAGGUAACAUUAGUGAUUUACUAAUGGACAUUUGAGUGAAUGUAAAUUGCUUUGAAAUGGACCAUGUCACCUCCAUUGCUGUCUAAACAUUGGAGAGGGAAUUCCACUGUUUCUUUGUUUUUUUUUAAUCGAAAAGUGUCCUCUGUCUUGUGUGUAAAAGCUCACAACAUUGUCUGUGGAUGGUGUGUAAAUGUGUAGGUGGUGUAAGUGGCAUAGGCAGGUGGACUUGAUAGAGAUAUCACCAUACGCCUUUUCUGUAUUCGUCUACUGUGAGUUCCAUUUUGUUUUUUACAUGCUGUUUAAUCUGAGGCCAUAAUCGCUCCACUGCCAUGAAGGAUUGACAGUUAAAUCUGGACAUGAUAUCUUUUUAGUUUUUAUUUUUGCCUUUUUUAAUUUCGAUAUUUUCAGUACGCUUUGGCACUUAGUUGGGAAGGGUCCCUUCUCGCCCUGUAAAUGUUAAUUUGUUCGGCAGGUACCUGCUUUAUUUAUUUUUUUAGCUUUUAUUUUAUUUCUUGUUUCCAUCAGUCUAAAUGCUCACAGUGAGGUUUGAGGGAUGUUCAGGUCAGGCAGAAAAAGAAAAAAAAUGCUCUCAUGUUCUUGCCUUUACAUCUGAGCUGGGGUAUUUGUACAGUGCGAUUCCUAUUGUACAAAUAAAUCACUAAAAUUGCAA